AUGACCGUGGUGCGAAUUCCACUGCGUAGUGCAAAGCAUCAUUUUGGAGCUGUGACUGCCCGCGGUACCCGUCCGGCAAAUGAAGAUACUUACCAAGCUGGCGUCAUUGACAUCCCUGCCUUUGCGAAGAGGCCACCUGCGUCCUUGACAAUUAAUCGGAUCAAAAGAUCGGCCUCGUCGACGGAGCCACGUGAGUCUCGAGCUGCAGACACGGCCAAUGGAGAUCCACAAGUGUUCUACUUUGGCAUCUUUGACGGACACGGCGGGUCCGAGUGCAGUACAUUUCUACAAGAUCACCUCCACGAGUACAUCCAGAAUUCUGCUGCAGAGUUCGAGGUCAAGUCUAGUCUUUGCAAACUGCAGCAGCAAGUCGGCAAUGGACCGACGGCCGUAGAUUCGCCCAACUCCAGCGCUCUGCCAGUCAUGCAGGAAGCCAAUCGUCAGCGAAUUGGCGACCUGGAAAAGAAUCUGGUGCAGAACUGGCGUCGCUUGGUCGGCGGUUAUUUCAAGCGCUUCAAGCCAUCUCAUUUUGCAUACCACGACUCGGAUGUUCCCGCCGAAGACUCUCAAAUCCAAGGCCACGUGACGAUCGAAGAGGUCCUCGAAUAUGCUUUUCUCCGCACCGACUUGGAUUUCGUGAAAGCGCAGGCCGCCAAGCGUGAUGACGAUCUCGUUCUUGCCGAGAAGCCUUUGAACGAGGACGAAAUCCUCUACAGUCCCAGCUUGACUAGAACUCCGAAGAUCGGCGGGAGGUCCAGAUUUAAAGGCGGCAGCACCGGUAGCGUUGCUAUGAUAUCGACUCCUACAUCCACGCCUUUCUGGCAUCCGACUGGGUCGUCGAGCCUUAUAGUGGCUCAUGUAGGUGAUACUCGAGUUUUACUUUGUUCAACCAUCGACGGACAAGCCAUACCUCUCACCUCGAAUCACCAUCCCUCCUCCCCCAUUGAAGCGGGUCGUCUCCGUCGCUAUGCCGCUACCUUUGUGACGGAUUCCUUUGGAGAGGAACGCAUGAGCGGGCUGGCCAAUACUCGCGCCUUCGGAGACGUGCAAUCCAAGCGGAUUGGCGUCUCUGCCGAACCAGAACUGUGCCGUGUUGAACUGGGCCCAGCGGAGUUUUCCUUCAUGGUUCUGGUGUCUGACGGGAUCAGCGGCACUCUCCAAGACCAAGAAAUUGUGGACAUUGUCAAAGAGGCCCGCACUCCAGAACAAGGGGCACGCGAUGUGGUUAGCUUCGCCACCGAGGUCACCAAGGAAGGCGACAAUGCUACUUGCCUGGUUGUGCGACUUGGUGGCUGGGAGCGACGACUAGAAGGAGGCGUCGGUAGCUUGGGUACUAAGGAAUCUCGCGAUUGGCGACGAGAAGACGCCACUGACCCGCGCAGGUCACGGAGGUGA
This is a messenger RNA of Penicillium diatomitis, 1395 nucleotides long. RefSeq names its product type 2C protein phosphatase PTC6 (gene ptcA). The coding region runs from base 1 to 1395 and encodes 464 amino acids. The transcript has a single exon. Lineage: Eukaryota; Fungi; Ascomycota; Eurotiomycetes; Eurotiales; Aspergillaceae. Gene Ontology annotation, biological process: protein dephosphorylation. Gene Ontology annotation, molecular function: cation binding; protein serine/threonine phosphatase activity. The record is from RefSeq and is a predicted model, not a curated record.